Aspergillus mulundensis is the source of this 2286-nucleotide messenger RNA. RefSeq names its product putative JmjC domain protein. Lineage: Eukaryota; Fungi; Ascomycota; Eurotiomycetes; Eurotiales; Aspergillaceae. The transcript is spliced from 2 exons. The record is from RefSeq and is a predicted model, not a curated record. The coding region runs from base 1 to 2286 and encodes 761 amino acids.
AUGCCUGCUCAACGGCCCCGUGCGGCCUUCGAGCCACUAUCCCCGACUUUAGACGUUGCGGAUUUGGUCAAAUCAUCACCCAACUUUGAGGACGCGGUGCGAAUUCAUUGUGACGCUAUUGAUGAAAAUGGACUUGAGAAUUUCGAAAAGCUUGUUCUUCUUCACGUCAUUGUCCGUGGGCUGCCUCUUGUUGUAGAGGGUUUCGACAAGAAGCUUGACAACGCCAUUUUUUCCGAGAAAUGGCUGAAAACCCACUACUCCGCGAAGAAAGAAGAUGCGAGGGACCUUACGACUAAGAAAAGCGUACCUCUCACGAUCGGCCACUACUUGAAGAAUAUGCCCAUGCUUACAGAUCAAUGGAAUGAAUAUAACUACAAAGACACUGGUCUUCAAAGGUUAUACCUCAAAGACAUUGAUUGCCCAAAGAUUUGGCACGAUUACUUGAAAAAGAUUAUACCGCCCUUUUUAUUCUACCUGAACAACUCAGCGGAGCCCGAAUCCUUUGAAGGCCCAGGGGCCAACCCCAUUCCCUCUAAGAAACGCCAUAGCAAGGUUGCCAAGGCUGGCGAUUUGAUGAGUUGCCUCCCAAAGGAUAUGCGUGCCGAAAAUCUGAUGUGUUACAUUGGCCAUGAAGGAACUUUUACGCCAGCGCAUCAAGAAAUGUGUGCAAGUCUUGGUCAAAACUUAAUGGUUGACGCGUCGGAUGGCUCGAUUGAAAACGGGAGGCCCACGAAACCGGGCUCUUCAAUCUGGUUUAUGACCAGUAGUAAGGACCGGAAUUCUGUGGCGGAGUACUGGAUGUCUGUGUUGGGCCAUGACAUAAACAUCGAAGAUCACUUUGCACAGAUAAACGCAUGGCGAGGGGCGCCAUUUACAACAUAUAUUGUUGAACAGCGGCCAGGCGAUUUCAUCCUCGUACCGCCGUUGGCGGCGCACCAGGUCUGGAAUCGUGGGACGCGGACAAUGAAAGUUGCGUGGAACAGAACAACAGUAGAAACACUCGAGAGGGCGGUGAACGAAGCACUGCCGCAUGCCAGGCUGGUGUGUCGUGACGAGCAAUAUAAGAACAAAGCCAUAGUGUUCUACUCGCUCAAACAAUAUUCUUCACUUCUGGAUAGUGCCGAUGCCAAUGUCAGCCAUGCGAGAAUUCAACAGCUGCAGACUGAAUUUGAACAAUUAUUCUCCCUUUACACUCAAAUACUGCUCUCGGAAUCGUUUUCACCAGCCGCCUCCAGAGAAAAAAACGUUGAAUAUAUUCCCUUUGAUAGCAACGUCACUUGCGCCUACUGCAGAGGGAGCAUCUUCAAUCGAUUUCUGACGUGUCCGUCCUGUGCUAUAACAUCAACCGGCGAUGAACUCCCUUAUGACAUCUGCAUGGAAUGCUAUGUGAUGGGCCGAAGUUGCGCGUGCAUCUCGAAGCUUAAAUGGGUUGAGCAGUUCAAAUGGGAAGAGCUCAUGGGAAAGCACGAAACAUGGAGGCAGCAGCUGCUUAGAUUUGAUCCCGAUCUUGGGAAGAAACAUCGACCCUUCCGGGUAGAGAGAGAUGAAAUGGGCAAGAGAAGCCUGGCCCAUAUCUGCCAGGAAGAACUGAAGCGACGCCCGUGGGUUGAUAUCACGAAGCCCAAGCCGGUUGUCGAAGAGGUCGUGGAAGAACCCAGCGAGCCAGAAGAUGAGAACCGCCCCGCAAAACGAAGGAAGAAAUCAAAGUCAAAGGCACCACGAUGCCACAUUUGCAAAUAUGUUGAGCCAGAGUGGAAACUUGCUUUUUGUUCGAAUCCCAAAUGCUCCUUGAGAUACUGCUAUGGCAGUCUAUACAGGGCGUUCAAUAUAUCACCGCAGGAAGUCUUGGAAACCAUCAAGUGGGAGUGCCCUAAAUGUCGCAAAUUCUGCAGUUGUGGCGCUUGUCGGAAAAAUCCAAGAAUGACCCCAUUCGAACCUACAUGCAUCUCGCUUGGGCACGACACGAGCAAAGUUGCGGAUAUUCGCAGCGUGGAGAGUCUAGUGGACUUCAGGCACUCAAACCUCAGCUGGUUGAAGAAGGCGGGCAGUGACGAGAUAGGCCGCCUCAGAAAGCACCAAGAGGAGGCAGACGCUAAGCGCAACCAAGCACUGGAGGACAAUUCGAUACAGGUGGAACCGUACCAAGAUGUGUCACAAAACCCCGGCUAUAGUCAACUAGAGCUGGCCAAGGUCGCACAAGCCGCAUACUACGCGGACUACACGGAUAUUCCUGUCGAUCCGGCACUUGAAACCUCACUUCUCGCGCCUAAUGACUCUCGGGGUUAG